Hemisphaericaspora subhashii is the source of this 3396-nucleotide messenger RNA. It is a transcript of the gene SMC6, whose product is annotated as DNA repair protein. The record is from RefSeq and is a predicted model, not a curated record. The coding region runs from base 1 to 3396 and encodes 1131 amino acids. Gene Ontology annotation, biological process: double-strand break repair via homologous recombination. NCBI's taxonomy places the organism in Eukaryota, Fungi, Ascomycota, Pichiomycetes, Serinales, Debaryomycetaceae. Gene Ontology annotation, cellular component: nucleus; site of double-strand break; Smc5-Smc6 complex. Gene Ontology annotation, molecular function: single-stranded DNA binding; damaged DNA binding. The transcript is spliced from 2 exons.
AUGACAAGUAAAGAUCAUCUACUAUCAAAUAAGAGAAGACGAGAUGAUGGAGGAGAUAAUGAUGAAUCAGAUGAAACAUUUGAUCCAAUGGGAGAAGUAGGUGUAAAUGAAUUCAUGACUCAGAAAUUAACCAAACGUCGCAAGGUAACCUAUUCCGACGAAGAAGAAGAAGAAUCAGAUUCCGACUCCGAUUCCGAUUCUGACGCAGAUUCAACUACCGAAGAUUUAAUUGAAGAAAGUUCCCCCACCACUGAUCAAGAAGAUUCAAUUCCUGAACAACAAGUAGAAGACGAUGAUGAAAGUAAUAAAUCAGCUGGUAUAAUUGAAAAAUUACGAUUUGAAAACUUCAUGUGUCAUUCUUUAUUUGAACUUGAAUUAGGAAAUCAAAUUAAUUUUGUAAUUGGUAGUAAUGGUUCUGGUAAAAGUGCAAUUUUUACAGGCAUUGCUGUUGGAUUGGGUUGUAAAGCCCAUGAAACCAAUAGAGGUAAUUCUAUGAAGGACUUGAUUAAAGAUGGGACCAAUAGAGCUAAGAUUACCAUUGUGUUUAAGAAUGAAGGUAGAGCUGCAUUUAAACCCCAUAUAUAUGGGAAAAGAAUCAUUAUUGAACGUAUAUUGAAUCGUCAUGGUGCACAUCCAUAUCUGAUUAGAAAUGAAUCUAAGAAGAAAGUAUGUAGUAAGAAAUCAACUGUGGCUGAGAUUUUAACUAAAUUUGGUAUUGCAAUUGAUAAUCCGUUGGUUUUUUUAUCACAAGAUAGAGCAAGAGAAUUUUUAACUUCAAGUACUGAUAAAGAUAAAUAUCAAUAUUUUAUGGAUGGGGCUAAUAUUAAUCAAAUUCUUUCUAAUUAUUCUGAAACUACUGAAAAUAUUCAACAAAUUGAAAAGAAAAUUUCACCAGCUAAGGAACAUGUUAAAGCUCGUACUGCAGAAUUUAAAGAAGCUAAAGAGUUAUAUGAUAGACAUGAAUCACAAGCUGGUUUAAGAGAAAAGUUACAUAAAUUACUUGGAAAGAUUAAUUGGUUUAAUGUUGAAUAUAUGGAAGGAAAAGUUAAGAAAUUCAAGAAUAGAAUUGAAGAAACUGAAAGUAAUUUAGAAACUUGUGAAAAAGAAAUUCUUACCUGUUCUAAAGAUUUAGAAUCUAAUGAAUCAGAAAAAGUCACUUUGGAAAAUAGUCGAAACGAAGCCCAAGAACAAUAUCUGAAAAUUCGUUCCGAACAUCAAGCCAUGAAGGAUAAAAUGAAACAAUUAAGCAGUGAACUGUCGGACUGUAGGAAAGAACUCGAGGCACAAGCCGACAACAUUAAAGAAACCCAGAGAGAAAUCAAACGCAAGCAAGCAGAAGUCGAUAAAGAACAAGCCCGGAUCGAUCAUAUCAACGGUGGAUCAAAACUUGAACUCCAAACCAAAGUCGAAGAAAUCAACGCCCAGUUACCCGAGCUUGAAAAUCAAUUACUGACCUGUCAAGAUAAAAUCCGUGAAUUACGAAAUCAAUACGACCCUGAAAUCCAAGAAUUAAACAAAAAAAUCCAAGAUUCCCAAUCCAAAAUCUCCGAAUACGAUAAACAAAUCAACUCCUUAAGAAGAUCUCAAGGUGGGUCGGACAAAUAUGCCCCCUUUGGAAAAUCCAUGCCUGAUAUCAUCAAAAGAAUCAACCAAACCCAAUGGGCAAAAACCCCCAUCGGCCCCAUCGGGAUUCAUGUGGUAGUCAAACCCCAAUUCAAACAAUAUAAAGCCCUUAUGAAUUCAUUCCUCGGUAGAACCUUAGAUUCAUUCGUGGUUAGUAAUGAACAAGAUCGAUCUAAACUAGCCCAAAUUCUCAAAUCCUACCGAUCAAGAAAUAACAUCAUCGUCAGGAAAAAUGAACGAUUGGAUUUCAUGCAAGGAAAAGCCCCGGCGGAAUUCAAGACGAUUUAUGAUGCAUUAUUGAUUCAGAAUGAAGAAGUAUUGAAUACUUUGAUUGAUUGUAAUAGUAUUGAACGGAAUUUAUUGAUGGAGAAUACCCAAGGUAGUGAACGGAUAUUGAGGAGUCCUAAUGUAUCGAAUAUCUUUGCUCCAUUUGGGGCUGAUUCGGGUAUAAAAGUGAACAUGGCCGGUUCGACCUACAGACAAGAUCCAGUUCCGUAUAGAGGAGAAUUGGAUAAGUUUGGGGUUGAGAGUAAGGAUGCGUUGAUUGCUGAGUUAAGAGGGAAAUUGGAUCAUGAGAGGGAGAAUAAACGAAAGAUUGAAGAUGAGAUAAGUCGGAUUAGGGAGAUUCAAGCUAGGAAACGUCGGGAAUUGGAAAUUGAACAUAAAGGGAUUGAGGGUGAGAUUCGUCGUUUGAAUCGAGAACUUGCAAAUGCACAAAAUAAAUUAGAUGAGAAUGUUGAUAAGACCAAGAUUGAAAAAUUACUGGCUCAGAUUGAAGGACUUGAGAAUCAAAUUAUGAGAUAUGAAGGGAUUAUGGAAUCGAUGAAAGAAGAAGGACAAAAGAAAAAAGCUGAACAUGAACGAUUACGUCCUAAUUAUAAAUUAUUAAAAGAAGCGGUAGAAAAAGCCAAUAAGGCCUGUUCUGAGAUUCAGAAACAAAUUGAUUUACAGCUUGAUAAACAAAUUCAGAUUCAAACAAGGGAGAAGGAAUGGUUAAAUAAACGUACUCAAUACCAAGCUGUUCUCGAAGCUGCCACUGAGAAAUUAGGAACUGCCAAUACGACAUUAACUAAAUUAGUUGAGGUUGCCGAGAAUGUAUGUCCGAGAGAAGAAGUCACAAUUACCGAACAGGAUACUAAAGACACCAUUGCUAAUGAAUAUGCCGAGAUUCAAAUGCGUCUUCAAGCUGCCGAAGAAAGUAUUGGAAUAUCAUUCGAAGAGAUUCAAAAACAAUUAGCCCAAACCAAAACAAAAAUGGAAAUAGCCAAGGGAGAACUUGAUGAUUUGAAUGAAACUUAUAAUAGACUUCGUGUUGAAUUAAAUAUUAGAUUCAAUGUAUUAAGAACCCUAAUCACUGCCGCGGUAAAUAACGCUUCUCGAACAUUUGAAGAUUCAUUAGCGAUGAGAGGAUAUCGUGGGAAAUUAUCAUUUGAAUUCAAAGAUAAAUGCCUAAAAUUAUUAGCUCAAACCAAAAAAGAUGAUGAAAUGAGAACAGUUGAUUCAUUACUGGGAGGGGAGAAAUCAUUUACACAAAUUGCAUUAUUAUUGUCAAUUUGGAAGGUUAUGGAUUCAAGAAUUAGAGGAUUGGAUGAAUUUGAUGUUUUUAUGGAUCAAAUUAAUAGAAGUAUUAGUAUUAAAUUAUUAAUGGCCCAUUUACAAGAAUAUCCUAAAUCACAAUCGAUUUUUAUUACUCCUCAGGAUAUUGCUGUGGUUGGGGAUUUGAAUAAUUCGAUGGUUAAGAUUCAUAGAAUGUCAAAUCCAAGAGAUGAUUAG